Molecule: messenger RNA, 816 nt
Organism: Exophiala aquamarina CBS 119918
Lineage: Eukaryota; Fungi; Ascomycota; Eurotiomycetes; Chaetothyriales; Herpotrichiellaceae
Exons: 1
Coding region: 1-816 (271 amino acids)
Molecular function (GO): RNA nuclease activity
Source: RefSeq, a predicted model, not a curated record
AUGGCGAACGACUCCUCCGGUAACCUAGCCCUCUUGAUUGAUGGUGACAACGUCUCGCCCAAGAUCCUCCUUGGUCUGAUGGCCGAAAUCCCUAACUAUGGCAGGGCCAGUGUGCGGCGCAUAUACGGGGACUGGACCAACCCUGCGCUCAAGAGUUGGAAACCGUUGCUGCUAAAUCAUUCGAUCUUACCGAUUCAACAGUUCGCGUAUACCCAGCGAAAGAACUCUACUGAUGGGGCCAUGAUCAUUGACGCCAUGGAUCUAUUGUACACCGGUCGCUUCUCCAGCUUCUGUCUUGUGUCUAGCGACAGCGACUUUACGCGGCUCGCAGCCCGUAUUCGCGAGCAGGGUGUUACCGUAUACGGCUUCGGAGAGCGAAAAACAAACGCCGCAUUCAUCGCCGCUUGCGACAAGUUCGUAUACUUUGACGUACUCAAAAUGCCGUUGUUUGAGCCUGACGAGCCGCCAGCAGCACCUCAGUCGCCGAGCGCAAAAGUGGACACUCUUCCCGCAGCAGAUACACGCUCACUGGUUCAUAUAGAGCCAUCGAAGAGGCCACUUGACCAGGUCGCGCUUACAGGACUGGCAAAGGCAGUGCAGAAUAGUAUCGGCUAUGAGGGUAAUUAUGCCAAUCUUGCUGCAGUUGGCAGUUAUCUUACUAAAAUCUCGCCUGAUUUGAAUGCGCGGAAUUACGGUUACGAUCGCCUACGAGAAUUUGUGGAGGCGUCUGGAAUUGUGCAACUGAAGUGGUUGAAUGUAGGAGACAAGCCUCCGGUUGCGCUAGUCCGCCUGACAGGAAAAUAUGCCUACCAUUGA